Symphalangus syndactylus (siamang) is the source of this 3181-nucleotide messenger RNA. RefSeq names its product F-box and WD repeat domain containing 8 (gene FBXW8). Gene Ontology annotation, biological process: cilium assembly; protein ubiquitination. NCBI's taxonomy places the organism in Eukaryota, Metazoa, Chordata, Mammalia, Primates, Hylobatidae. Gene Ontology annotation, cellular component: Cul7-RING ubiquitin ligase complex; ciliary basal body; centriole. The record is from RefSeq and is a predicted model, not a curated record. Gene Ontology annotation, molecular function: protein binding.
GCGGCGGCAGCGGCUUCCGGCCGCGGCGGACACUUCCCUCGGAGGGACUGUCCCGUGGCACCCGGUGGAACCGAGUAGAACGUGGAGCGCCGGGAGCGGCGAGUAUGGACGACUACAGCCUGGAUGAGUUCCGUCGGCGCUGGCAGGAGGAGCUGGCGCAGGCCCAGGCGCCGAGGAAGCGGCGACGGCCCGAGGCUGCCGAGAGGCGGGCUCGGCGGCCGGAGAAUGAAAUGAAUGAUGUGCCUUUCUUUGAUAUCCAACUGCCUUACGAAUUGGCAAUCAAUAUAUUUCAGUAUCUGGACAGGAAAGAACUAGGAAGAUGUGCACAGGUGAGCAAGACGUGGAAGGUGAUUGCAGAGGAUGAGGUGCUGUGGUACAGGCUGUGCCAGCAGGAAGGGCACCUUCCGGAUAGCAGCAUCUCUGACUAUUCUUGCUGGAAGCUCAUCUUCCAAGAGUGCCGAGCCAAGGAACACAUGUUACGAACCAACUGGAAGAUGAUCUGCCUCCAUUUUCAGCCUCAAGAUUUGGGAACAUCCUCUUAUUCUGCAGGAGAGGAAGGGUGGAUUGGGUUGCCAGCCACUUCCUCUCUGAUUGUUAGGGUGGUCAGAGGAGUGCUCCGUGCAGCCCCCUUGACUUUCACUGACUCUCUGGAGGGACCCAGAAAGCAAAAGCACUACCUGCAUACAAAAGAGGAGCCGAAAAUGUCAUUUCCGAAUCGCAAAGGUGCCGUGAGCGAGCUGGAGCACGUUCCUGACGUGGUUUUGUGUGAUGUGCAUUCUCACGAUGGCGUGGUCAUUGCUGGAUAUACAUCAGGGGAUGUGAGAGUGUGGGACACCCGCACCUGGGACUACGUAGCCCCAUUCCUGGAAUCAGAGGACGAGGAGGAUGAGCCUGGAAUGCAGCCAAAUGUCUCCUUUGUGAGGAUAAACAGCUCGCUGGCAGUAGCAGCUUAUGAGGAUGGGUUUCUUAAUAUUUGGGAUUUAAGGACCGGAAAGUACCCUGUUCAUCGUUUUGAGCACGAUGCAAGAAUACAGGCACUAGCCCUCAGCCAGGACGAUGCAACCGUGGCCACAGCUUCUGCUUUUGAUGUCGUGAUGUUAUCCCCCAAUGAGGAGGGGUACUGGCAGAUAGCUGCGGAAUUUGAAGUUCCGAAACUGGUUCAGUACCUUGAAAUAGUUCCAGAAACCAGAAGGUACCCUGUGGCAGUAGCCGCUGCUGGAGAUCUGAUGUACCUGCUCAAAGCCGAAGACUCCGCCAGAACCCUCCUUUACGCCCACGGCCCGCCUGUCACAUGUCUCGACGUCUCGGCCAACCAAGUUGCUUUUGGUGUACAGGGUCUGGGAUGGGUGUAUGAAGGAAGCAAGAUCUUGGUGUAUAGCCUGGAAGCAGGACGCCGCCUCUUGAAGCUGGGUAACGUUCUCCGUGACUUCACGUGUGUCAACCUCAGUGACAGCCCUGCCAACCUCAUGGUCAGUGGCAACAUGGACGGGAGGGUGAGGAUCCAUGACCUCCGCAGCGGUAACAUCGCCCUGUCGCUCUCCGCCCAUCAGCUCAGGGUCUGUGCUGUGCAGAUGGACGACUGGAAGAUCGUCAGUGGAGGCGAGGAAGGCCUGGUGUCCGUGUGGGAUUAUCGGACGAACCAGAAGCUAUGGGAGGUGUAUUCCGGACACCCUGUGCAGCACAUCUCAUUCAGCAGCCACAGCCUCAUCACCGCCAACGUGCCCUACCAGACGGUGAUGCGAAACGCCGACCUGGACAGCUUCACUACUCACAGGAGACACCGGGGGCUGAUCCGUGCCUACGAGUUUGCGGUGGACCAGCUGGCCUUCCAGAGCCCUCUCCCUGUCUGCCGUUCAUCCUGUGACGCCAUGGCCACUCACUACUACGACCUCGCACUGGCCUUUCCCUAUAACCACGUUUAGGGACGUGCCUCAGUUGGGAGCAAGGAGAAAAAUGGGAAGAACCAGUUUUAGAAAAAUGGGAAGAACCAGUUUUAUCCAUCUUAAAACUCCAGGCAGCUCUGCACAGGCGGUAAACGUUUAGGAGAAGAAAGCAGCCCAGGGUGCCAUGCCUGACGGCACGUGUCUCCCCAACCCCUGCACUUCCCCCGGUGCCUGGGGCAAGCUGGCGUGUGCUGGGGCUCGAGUCCCACAUGCUGCCAACUCAAACAUAGCCUCCUUCCCCACCCAGCCGGCCACCCUGGCCUCAGCUCCCUCAGGACGCCUCGGAGAUCUCGCUGCGCAGUCCUAUACGGUCCCUGCUUAGCCAGCUUCUGUGUGUCCGCCCUCCCAGCUCCAGCCCUGCAGGCCGUCUUUCCGGUCUCCAGCCCCUUCUCUCUUUCCCUCCGAUGUGGUUGUCCCUGGCCUCCAAGGCAAUAACCUCCAUGUCCUUUUCCCUGUAUUUACUUAGGGUGCUCUUCUGUGACACUUGCCACCACCACCUUCCAGUAGCAAGCUGGUAGAGCAGUACUUUUUCUUCACAGCAUUUACCAUGGUUUAUAAUUAUAUACUUAUACAGUUUAGUCAUUAAUGACUAUUUUGCUUACUAUUGUGUCUGAUAUGUGAUACAAAGCAAAUAUUUUCUAAAUAUUCAUUGACUAAACAAACAGCCAUCAAGAUGAAACAGGACAGGAGAGAACUGUUCAGUGUGAUACAGAGCUGUCAUUUCUGAAGUAUUCUGGAAGCAAGCCAUUGCCUUACUCUUGAUUUUCAACAGUUCUAAACAGCAACAGCAUCCACCUAAUAUACCUUCAGAAUAUCAAAGCAAAAACUGAUAGAACUACAAAGAGAAAUAAAAUCCAUUCUCACUACAGGCAAAUCAGUGAGAAAAACGUAAAGAUCUGGAGGAUUUACUUAAUAUUACUAACAAGCUGGAUCCAGUAGAUGUGUAUGGAAUUUCAAAUACACAUAGACCAUGCACAAAAAACCACCCUGUACGAAGGCCACAAAGAACAGCUCAGAUGCACAAAGAUUCGCACCAUACAGGCCAAAUUAUAGAACCCCCCAACCCCGAGACACUGCACCCUAUGGGCUAUACCCUCAGGCAGGGCCCUGCUUUUCUAGGAAUUGACCCCAAUGCAGAAUAGCGAGAAAUCAACAAAAAGCAAAAUAAGACAAUUCCAGACACUCCUGAAUUUACUUGGAUUUAAAGAGGUUAAUAAAAACAAACUAUAAACUCUCUA